Molecule: messenger RNA, 552 nt
Organism: Cladophialophora psammophila CBS 110553
Lineage: Eukaryota; Fungi; Ascomycota; Eurotiomycetes; Chaetothyriales; Herpotrichiellaceae
Exons: 1
Coding region: 1-552 (183 amino acids)
Molecular function (GO): carboxy-lyase activity
Source: RefSeq, a predicted model, not a curated record
AUGACGGGUGCCACAGGCUCUAUCAUAGGAGCUCGGGCCCUCGAAGCUCUUCGCAAAUUGGGCGUCGAAACACAUUUGAUCAUGAGCAGGUGGGCAGAAGCAACACUCAAAUACGAAACAGACAAAUACACUCCGUCGGACAUACGAGCGCUGGCAACGCACAACUAUUCGAUAAAAGACGUAUCAGCACCCAUAUCAAGCGGUUCAUUCGAAACAGACUGUAUGGUUAUUGUACCAUGCAGCAUGAAGUCUUUGGCAGCCGUCCGGAUAGGGUACGCAGAUGAUCUCAUUUCUCGAGCAGCCGAUGUCGUCUUGAAGGAACGACGACGCCUUGUCCUUGUUGUACGCGAGACUCCCUUGAGUACCAUUCAACUAGAGAAUAUGACAAGCCUGAGCCGCAAUGGGGCCAUUAUAUUCCCGCCAGUUCUGGCCUUUUACACAAAGCCUGAGACACUAGACGAUGUCGUGAACCAGACUGUGGGAAGGAUCCUGGAUAUGUUCCACCUGGACACCUCCGGGUUUGAGAGAUGGAAUGGCAUGAAGUGGAAGUGA